UAAGUGUGGACGUCUGUGUAAGUGUGAGACCAUCAUGGUGGCAUUUAAAGGCGUCUGGACUCAGCCUUUCUGGAAAGCUGUUUCAGCAGAAUUUUUGGCCAUGCUAAUUUUUGUCCUCCUCAGCCUUGGCUCUACAAUCAACUGGGGUGGAUCUGAAAAGCCUCUGCCUGUAGACAUGGUCCUUAUCGCUCUCUGCUUUGGACUGAGCAUUGCAACCAUGGUGCAGUGCUUUGGACACAUCAGUGGUGGGCAUAUUAACCCUGCUGUGACUGUUGCUAUGGUCUGCACUAGGAAGAUCAGCCUUGCCAAGUCUGUCUUCUAUAUUGUUGCCCAAUGCCUGGGUGCCAUAGUCGGGGCAGGAAUUCUCUACCUUGUCACACCCCCAAGUUUGGUGGGAGGCUUGGGAGUUACUACGGUACACGGAGAUCUUUCCGCUGGCCAUGGACUCCUGGUGGAGUUGAUAAUUACAUUCCAGCUGGUUUUUACUAUUUUUGCCAGCUGUGAUUCAAAACGAAGUGAUGUCACUGGUUCAGUGGCUUUAGCAAUUGGAUUUUCUGUUGCAAUUGGACAUUUAUUUGCUAUCAACUACACUGGUGCCAGUAUGAACCCUGCUCGAUCAUUUGGACCUGCAGUUAUCAUGGGGAAAUGGGAAAACCACUGGGUCUAUUGGGUGGGACCAAUAAUAGGAGCUGUCCUUGCAGGUGCCCUUUAUGAGUAUGUGUAUUGCCCAGAUACUGAGUUCAAGCGACAUUUUAAAGAUGUCUUCGGUAAGGCUACCCAUCAGUCUAAAGGGAAGUACGUGGAGGUGGAUGAUAGCAGGAGCCAGAUAGAGACUGAUGACUUGAUCCUGAAGCCUGGAACGGUUCAUGUGAUUGACAUUGAGAGUGAAGACAAGAAGGGGAGUGAUCCAACCAAUGAAGUGCUCUCUUCUGUAUGACUAGCAAGGAGCACUGAAAGCAGAGAACGGCCGACUAGAAUGUCCACAGAUAUCCUUUCACCCAUUAAAGAGACAGAUCUACUGUAAACCAGACACCUGCAAUAUCUGAAAAUGUAUGGAGAUGACAGCAGCUAUGUAGUUGCUUCACCAAGCUAUACACCUGCUCAGUUUGAUUAGAAAUGUACUAUAUUUAAGAGUCCCCAUAGAUUCUUCCAAAUUCAGAAAUGUCCUUUUGGGGGAGAGAGCAUCCCCAAAGUCAAUUGGAAAGAGCUGAUAGCAUUCCCAUUUUAAUAAGGCCAUCAAAAGCAAGAUGAAAAUAGAGAUGUUUAACAUUCAGAUUGACAGUUAAGACUUAUCUUCAAAUGCCUAUAGCAUGCAGACGUAUUUAUCAGAUUAUUAUUCUGACAUUUAAUUGGCUGUUGUCAACCCUGAUUAGAAUGUCUUAUCCAUUAAAGUGUUCUUUGCAACGUUCAGUGACAAUAAUGCCAAAGUACAGCAUGUAACAGAGUCAUCCAAAUUUAAGGUAGUAUUUUUUGUUCUUAUAUAUCCUGUCAUUAUUUCUUUACAAAUUCUGAAAAAACUGUAUUUUCAUAGGCAAAAAUUGGUUCCUGUCAGUCAUCCUACCAAUUUUCAUCCAUUACAUAUCCCUGUUCUGUUGUAAAAAAUACUGCUUUCCUGCCAUUCCCCACAACUAAAAAUAUUGAAGCCAAAGGCUCUGAUCUACUGCAAUAAUGCUGUAAAACCUUUGAAUGAUUAUGUAUUGUAUGCAGGUUAGCAUAGUUGUCCAUCUGGUGAAACGUUGUCUUGAGGUUCAGCUAUUGACCAUUUAGUAUUAGCUGACUAUAGGUCAUGCAAGGAACCUGAAGGCCCACAUGUUACUCAGUAACUCAAGUAAAAGGAAAUAGAUGUUCAGGUAUCAGAAGAAAGGAAGGCGUUAUCUGUUUUCAGUGCAUUUAUUCAAACAAAUAUCACCAUGCUAAUUUAUAUAACUAAACAUUUAAAUUACUCAUCCACUUUGCUGACAAUUUUAUUUUUAUUUAUUAGCAAAAUAAAGGUGGAUUUUUAAUUUUUUUAACUGUAUUGAAGCACUGACUCAAAAAUAUUUGUAAUAACAGCUUAUAUUGAUAUGAUUGCUUUUGGUUUUGACUUUUUUUGCAAACGGAUCUCUAGUUAGUUGAACAGCAUCAAUGAUUGCGGCACUGUUCAUAUAAUCUUAUUCUUUCAUUUCUGUGGCAAAGUUUCCUCUGUUAAUUAAAUUUGACAAUAAGAAAUGCAAGCAUGUGAUGCUUUUUAGAGAAACAGGGAAAGGGAUGCCCCAAUGAUAUUACGUGCAAAAGUGCUUAAGUGACCAAUCCUUCCUUUAUAGAAGUGUUUCAACAGAGGUAGCUAAUCCAACAUAAAACCUUUAUAGAAUCUUUUUAACAAGCUCAUGGCUUUGUUCCUAACUAGUUGCAUUGGAUUUUUUGUUGUUGUCGUUGUUUUUUAGGUUUUUUUUUUAUGAUUUUGGCAAUAUGUUAUUACAGUGCUUGUUGGAACACCAUUUUCUGGCACCCUAGUUGUAUAGGUUGUAUCUACAACUUGAAAUCUGUUCAUGAUUAUUUAACUACAGUAAAAAAAAAAAAAAGGUUGUGGAUUGUAUGUAAUAGACUUCUCUGUCCUUUGAUUUACAAUGUGUGCAAGUGUGUAACUCAUUAAAAUGAGUAAGGGGGAUAUAUGUAUGUAUAUAGAGUAAUGGGAUAACAGACCACUACUAAGUUCAAAUCUGUGCAUCAUUGCAUAAGGGCAUCUCUAGCACCAAUUUAUUUCAAUAAGUAGUCCAGGCAUUAUCAUGUUAUAUUCAUAUUCCUGAUCUCAUCCUCUCUUUGAUAGCUUCUGUCUCUGUAGCAAAGGGGGAUGUUUUUCAUGAAUUGUAUAUAUCUGAUACAGGUGCCUCAUCAAAAGUCAAGAAUUCAAACAUAAGAACAUGCAAGACAAUUUCAAAUUGCACUGAAUAAUGUUGUCAUGUGCUAAGGGUGAAAUCCAUCUCUGUGCAGAGAACAGUGCAAGGUCGCUACAUAUGCUGACCAGAGAGAUUUUGCUAAACAUUUAAUAAAUGCAUGAUUUCAGCAGGCUAACUAAAAGGGACAAGUUGUACAACAUUCAUGGACUGUUAGAUAGACUUUGUUUCUUGCAUUUCAAUAUUUUAAGAUGCACAGUAUACAGUGACUCAUCACUUGUGAAGCUUGUACAGCCUCAUGUUCUUUAGAUACAAGGCUCUGGUUUUUGCACUCAUGGCUCAUCUAGACAAAAGCCAGAUACUAUGGCUGAGGUGAGCAUGAAACCAGCCAAGUCAAUACAGAGACCCUUUUUUCCCCUUGUAACACUCUUUGUUAAUGAAGUGUGGCGAACACUCAGAGCCAGUCCCAGAAGAGCGCCUCACACAAGGAAAGAAACAAUGAUAAGAUACAGAAUGUUCAACAACGAAGGGAAAAAAGGAGGCAGCCAAAACAAAUAGGACAAACUGAUGUAGAAUAUUGCCCCCUGCUCUCUAUAGACUUAGGAAGGAAGAGUCAGAAAGUGAGAUACAGUGGCUCUGCUCCUAUUCCAUUUAAAUUAGAGUCAUCAAGAAGUUUGCCAUUGACUGCAAUGGAAACAGGAUCAAGGCCUAAAGUAUGUUUUCACUGAGUCCUUUCUUAGGGCUUUCUCCUGUUCUCUGACCCAUGAUGCACUUCUAGGGAUAGCUCAGUGGUCUGCCAAACCCAGGAUUGUAAAUUCAAUCCUGGAGCGGGCCAUUUAGAGAUUGGAGGCAAAAAUCUGUCUGGGGAUUGGUCCUGCUUUGAGCAGGGGGGUUAGACUAGAUGACCUCCUGAGAUUCUAUGAUCUGUUUUUCAAAAUCAGAGGUCAAGAGAGAGCCAUCAGGUAUGCUGUUUCAUUUUGCAAGUACAUGCGUUGGAUUUGUGUUUUAUGACCCAAGCCUAAAAUAAACUCCAGCCGUACUCCUCUUUAUCAUCUGUUCUUCAGCACCACAAGGAGAGAUCACCAUUUAUCCAAGCCACAGUUUGAUCUCUCUAACAAAUUGAUUUAGCCUGAUGUAUUGAUUUUUGUGUUGCUUCUAAGUUGUUUUAUGGUGGUAUCAUUAACAUACAAUAUUUGGGUUAAACAAUAUAGACUUACACAAUCUUUUUAACUGUUUGUAUGUGUGAUUGCCUUAAUUUUUAGAAUAUAUUUAUUUGUAUUUUAGUAUUCUUUCAUGUUCACUUAUGCUAUACAUUUUUUCAGCUAUAAGUUUGUUGCAGCUCGUAAUGUAACCAAUGACCUAUUAAGUGAUAUGUGGGACAUUUAAAGCUUAAAACUUAUUUCGUUUAUUAUGGCAGAUGGUCACUGCAAUAAAUACACCAGGUGUGUCAUUAUAAUCCCAGAAACUAGAGAUGGAGAAGAGUUCUUGUAUCUGCUCUGUCAGUAUAGGAUUGUUUCUUACAAUAGAUGCACAUCAUGGCUACUGUGUUCAAAAUAUUUAUUUUUAAUUACUGUAAACCAUAGGAAAAAGAUGAACAUUGACGGUGGGGUGAACUUAAGCAAAUACUUUGUUUGCAAAUACCUUAAGUAAUCUAUCACCCAAAUGAUUACUGAUCUCAGCAAAAAUGUGAUUCCUGAAACUUCUGAUAUAUUGUAAUUCUUACCCCAUUGAAGUGUAACUAGAAGCUGUAUCAUUGACUACGAUGGGAGUAGGAGUAGGCCAAAAAUCUCAUAUCACAUGCUGUGCUUAUAUCUAGUAUAUGUGUUAGUACACAAACUUUCUGCAAUAUAUUUUGUUUCUAGUCAUCAGUACUCUGCUACAACGGUUAGUUAAAAACAUCUUUUAAAAUAAUCUUACAUAUUUCCAUCUUUUAAAUGUUUGGUUUCAAAGAUGUAACAUUUGUGCUUUGCAAUGUUUAGACUGCAGCUUAUGAAAAUGUAU
Messenger RNA from Gopherus flavomarginatus (Mexican gopher tortoise), 4874 nucleotides. RefSeq names its product aquaporin 4 (gene AQP4). Gene Ontology annotation, biological process: transmembrane transport. The record is from RefSeq and is a predicted model, not a curated record. Bases 35 to 937 code for a protein of 300 amino acids. Gene Ontology annotation, molecular function: water channel activity. Lineage: Eukaryota; Metazoa; Chordata; Testudines; Testudinidae. The transcript is spliced from 4 exons. Gene Ontology annotation, cellular component: plasma membrane; basolateral plasma membrane.